AUGCCUCCAAAGACCACAAGCACGCCUCCAAAGACCACAAACACCCCUUCAAAGACCACAAACAUGCCUCCAAGCGCCACAAACACGCCUCCAAGCGCCUCAACCACAUCUCCAAAGACUACAUUUUUAGUUACUGGAGGCAAUAGAGGUAUCGGCAAGGGUUUCGUUGAACAUUAUCUCUCCAAGCCCAACUACACCGUUAUUGCUGGCGUUCGGAAUCCGAACGAUGCAACGUCCAAGGCUCUCUUCGGCCUUCCUAAGGGUCCCGGAAGUUCCAUCAUAGUAGUGAAGAUAGAUAGCGCCUCCGAGACGGAUGCUGCGUCCGCCAUAAAGAAGUUGCAGUCCGCCCACGGCAUCACAGCGCUAAACGUUGUCGUUGCCUCCGCCGGCAUCUCCAAGGUAUUUCCACCGGUGAGCGAGGCCAAGAUCCCUGAUGUCCUGGAACAUUUCAGCGUCAAUGUGCUGGGCAUCAUCCACUUGUUUCAGGCCGUUCUGCCGCUCCUCAACAAUGCAAAAGCUCCCAAAUUUAUCACCAUGAGCACUUCGGCGGCUAGCCUGGGUGACAUGGAGAAGCGGAACUUCCCAAACACCCCCUAUGGCACCUCAAAAGCAGCGCUCAACUACAUCACCCGCAAGAUCCACUUUGAGAACCCAAAGUUGACUGCCUUUCCGCUUGAUCCUGGCUGGGUUCAAACAGACAUGGGAAAUGACGGUGCUAAAGCUCUAGGCUUUGAAAAAGCCGAGAUCCCCUUGGGAGUUAGUAUUGAUGGCAUGACAAAAGUGAUUGCUGCAGCCACGAGGGAAAAGACCUCGGGCAAGUUCAUGUUCUACAACGGGACCGUCGAGGCUUGGUAA
Molecule: messenger RNA, 855 nt
Organism: Endocarpon pusillum Z07020
Lineage: Eukaryota; Fungi; Ascomycota; Eurotiomycetes; Verrucariales; Verrucariaceae
Exons: 4
Coding region: 1-855 (284 amino acids)
Molecular function (GO): oxidoreductase activity
Source: RefSeq, a predicted model, not a curated record